AUGGACGACGACCAUCACAUGGGGCCUGGCGGGACGGUGAAGAACGUGGUGCUGUUCGUGGGGUCGGGCCUGGGCCCGGCCGGCGUGACCCUCACGCGCAGCUUCCAGGAGGUCCUUCGCAAGGGCGACGCCUCCGUCCCCACCACCCUCGCCUUCGAGCCCUACCUCACCGCCACCCUCCGCACCCGUGCCUACAGCAGCGCGACGACGGACGCGGCUGCUGCGGCGAGCGCGCUGGCGACGGGCAAGAAGACCGAUAAUGGCAUGGCGGCCGUCGACCCCGAGUCCAAGGCCAAGGCCGGCCUCAAGACCGGAUUCAUUACGACGGACGAGCUGGCCGGCCCGGUGGCUGCCGCUUUCACGAGUCACAUGGAGCACGCCAACAUGCCGGCCAUGGUUGCCGGCCAGCAGCUCACCUCCAAGAUCGACCUGCUGAUGGGCGGAGGCCGCACGUACUACGCCGACAAGACCAAGGACUGGACCGACGCCUCCUACGCCACCCCCACCAACGCCGCCGAACUGGAGAAGGUGGCGAAGCUGCCGGUGUUGGGUCUGUUCGCCGACAAGAAGAUGGACUUUGCGAUCGACCAGAAGAGCGGCGACAAGAAGCAGCCCACGCUCCUCCAGAUGACCAAGAAGGCCCUCGACCUUCUUCACAACGACAAGGGCUUCUUCCUUGUCGUCGAAGCUGGCAGGAUCGACGAGUGCGCGUACGCACACGAUGCGGCGUGCUUGGCGCACGAGGUGCUGGCCCUGCAGGAGAGCUUCGACGCCGUGGCUGACCUCCUCAUCAAGACUAAGGACACCGCCUGCCUCAUCGCCUCUGACCGCGAUUCCGGCGGGCUGAUUCUGAGCAGCUGGGAUCCCUCCGUGCUCAAGCCGACCACCACCUCCGUGGAGGCCAUCGUGCAAAAGAUGGGCACCAUGUCCGAAGGCUCCGUCGACGAGAAGGCCAAGACGCAAGUCAAGGCCGCCACCGGCCUCGAUCUCACCGCCGCCGAGCUCAACCAAAUCAAGGCCAGCGACCAGGCCCAGCUCGGCAGCACGAUCGGAAGCGUCAUUUCCGCCCGAGCCGGCAUCUCGUGGAGCACCACCAGCGACACUGGGGUCGACGUCAACCUGUACGUGUGCGGAGACGCGACCACGGACGUUCCGCGAGGAAACGUGGACAACACGGCGGUCGGCGUGUACCUCAUGAAGAAGGUCCCCUCCGCCACUGGCGCCACCACGACCACCACCACCGGCGGUGGCAUGGACAUGGGCGGCCAUGGCGGCCAUCACCACUAA
Acanthamoeba castellanii str. Neff is the source of this 1287-nucleotide messenger RNA. Its product is annotated as alkaline phosphatase family subfamily protein. Gene Ontology annotation, biological process: dephosphorylation. Gene Ontology annotation, molecular function: alkaline phosphatase activity. The coding region runs from base 1 to 1287 and encodes 428 amino acids. The record is from RefSeq and is a predicted model, not a curated record. NCBI's taxonomy places the organism in Eukaryota, Discosea, Longamoebia, Acanthamoebidae. The transcript has 11 exons.